CCAAUUAUAGUUGAAAAAAAAGAAGCAUUUAUUAAAGCAGAAGAUCUCGUUGAUAUUCUGACAAUCAAACCUUGCCUGAUAAGCAGAGUGUAAUAACCUCAACAGUUUCCAUAUAGCCAGCCAAUCGCAAGGCUUCUUUUUCUACGUGUGUGUGGGUGUUUGUGUGUGUUAGUCUGUGUCUGUAUGUGUAUGUGUAGUUUCUAAUGUCUUACUCCGCAACGGAUCAUCACAAUGAGCUGGAUGUAUAUCUUUCUACCCAUCGCCUGGGGUGCUGUUGUGUCCUCUUACACCGUAGUGGAGCUGUACGUGAGACCAGGAGAAACCGUUACUGUACCUUGUGACUGUAAACUCUCAUCUGGUGAAACUAUUAUUUGGUACAGGAAUUGUUCUCAUGAAAAUCAGCCCCCACUUAUUCUGACAUGGCAGGAAUUAGAGGAGAAUAAGGACUCCAAAUUAUCCAAUCUAAAUGGGAUGUGGAACCAUUCUUCAAAAACAUACACUUUACUGAUUACGAACAUAUCUGAUUCUCACCUUGGUCUCUACUAUUGUCGAACUGAAAAAAAGUAUGUGACAGAGCAAGACCAGAAUCAUACAAAGUAUGAACACAGAUAUGGAAAUGUAACCACAAGGAUUUCAUUUGAUAUAAGUGUAGGUCCUACUCUGAGGGACAUUGAUACAAGUGGAGGUCCUACUCAGAAGGACAUUGGUUUUGGGGACUCUGCUGCUCCAGACUGUGGACAGUGCUGGAUGCUGCUGGUCACACUGUGCCCGUCCUCUGCUCUCCUCUCUUUGGUCCUCUACCUCCUCUGCAGUCACAUGGUUUGUGCCAGAAAACCCCCUGGCGUCUCUCAGGAAAACAGACCUUUAUUACCGCAACAUGAGGAUGAAAACUAUAGCCGUGUAUUUUAUGCUGUGAUGAAAACUCCACAAAAAUAAGGAUCUCACAGCUUCUUCGUUUGCAGUACGUGUGGGCUUUGAGAGGCGGAUUGGUUAGAGUUCCUUCCUCCACAACACACGCAGCCCAACGCACACACAUAGACUCACUCACAACAACAAACAAACACACAGUCGUACACACAAACACACAUGAAUUGAAAUUCCCUUGUGUUUGAAGGUAUUUUGAUGCCUUGAAAUUAGUACAACUUGGAUUGAUUUACAAUAUGUUACACAGAAAACAUUGAAAUAUGCAUUUGUAUAUUGUUUUAUACCCAAAAGUAACCUGUCUAUUAUAUGUUUUCAUUAAAUGUAUAAACAAAUCAAUAAAAUCCAAAGAUGUUG
Molecule: messenger RNA, 1278 nt
Organism: Gadus morhua (Atlantic cod)
Lineage: Eukaryota; Metazoa; Chordata; Actinopteri; Gadiformes; Gadidae
Exons: 7
Coding region: 232-936 (234 amino acids)
Source: RefSeq, a predicted model, not a curated record